GUCUGAUGCAGCUGCUUAGAGAUAUUUUUAAUCUGAAUCUGAUAGCUCAAUUAAGUCAUUCAAUUUUCCUCAUUAACGUUUAGUUUUCGGGCUGUAAUUAAACAGCUUAGGAAAAUAAAGUGCUUAUAUUUUAGAAACAUGUGUUUCACUUUUUCAAUGACAUCGGCUCUGUAAAAAGAUCUUCUGUUUUCAUCAUCAGCACAACACAUAAAUUGCUUAAAAACGCACGUGAUGUUUUUUUGACGAGGAGAAAAUAAUACUUCUUUUCUAUAUCAUAUACAUUAAUAGUUAAACACAUCAAAUUUAUUUGUCUCUUAUACCUUUGUAAACGUAUUUGAAUUAUUUUGGUAUAUUACAAUUCCAAUGUUUUGAGUGCAAUAACUCAUUUGUUAUAUAUCUUCUAUCGAUUAUUUUAAACAAGCUGGAAGUGAGUUUCAGAGACUUAUCUGGAGUAUUUUGAAAAGAUAUUUUGCAGUUUGUAGUCUUUCACUUAACUUUUAAAGAAGACUGCAUUUCUGCGAAAGAAAAAAACUCGGGUUUUCUGCAUUUCCCAGAAGAAUCAGCUGUUAUUUGAAGGUGUGAACAGGUGUGAACAAAGGUGUGAAUAAAGUAGGCGUGAACAAAAAGUAUUUCCAUACAGCAUGGUGGAGAUGAAGAAUGAUCAGAUGGGCGCUGAGGCCAACGAGGCCUUCGACGCAGCCAACGCAGAACACCCCUACCUCAAAAUAAUCCUCCUAGGCGACAGUGCUGUUGGCAAGUCAAAGUUGUUUGAGAGAUUUCACCUUGACGACUACAAAGAGUAUCAGUAUUCUACAUAUGCCCUCACACUCUACAGACACAAGGCCGUGCUGGACGGCGAGGAGAGGCUUAUCCACUUCUGGGACACUGCAGGCCAAGAGAGAUUCAACAGCAUGCACUCAUCCUACUACUUCCAAGCACACGCCUGCAUUAUGGUGUUUGAUGUGCUGCGAAAAGUGACUUACAAGAACCUGCAGAUGUGGCACGACGAGCUACGCCAGUAUAGACCAGAAAUCCCAGUGCUGCUAGUCGCCAACAAAAUAGACGCCAACCCUAAAGCGAGUCAGAUGGAGUUCAAGAUGGCGACCAAGUACAACAUGAAGAUGUACUACUGCUCGGCCUCAGACGGAACCAACGUGGUGAAGGUAUUCAAAGACGCAAUAGUGGCUGCUCAUGAGUACAAGGGCAAGUCAACCGACUUCAUGGACAACGUCAUGGAGGAACUCCAGAUGAUGGACGAAGACGCCGAUCUCUAAUGAAAGUCCAAAGGAGCUAAUAUCUGGAAAGUUAAAAGUCCUAGAAACCAACUGCACAACCUUGAACCUCUCCUCGAGUCUAUGACGUUUAAGCCACAUGUAUUUUGCAUGAUGUCUGGAACCAUUAUCUACAUUUACGGAUAAUAAUUCUUAAUUCUCAAUCUAAAUUGCAAUAUUGGCCCUAGUUCUAAAUUUCUGUUUAUCUCUUGUGUUUAAUGUAUUUGAAUUAAACUUAAUUUUGCUUCAAA
This is a messenger RNA of Symsagittifera roscoffensis, 1522 nucleotides long. RefSeq names its product rab-like protein 2A. The transcript has 8 exons. Lineage: Eukaryota; Metazoa; Xenacoelomorpha; Acoela; Convolutidae. The record is from RefSeq and is a predicted model, not a curated record. Bases 642 to 1274 code for a protein of 210 amino acids. Gene Ontology annotation, biological process: regulation of exocytosis. Gene Ontology annotation, molecular function: GTPase activity; GTP binding.